AUGUCGGUCGCAUCUAAAGCCGCCAACGCCACGACAGGGUUCCAGCUGCUUCCGAACCCGGUCGACCCUUCCCCCGCCGAGGUCGCUGCUGCGCUCGCCAUUGUCCGUUCCGGUGGGAUCACGCAUCCUCAGACUGCCAAGCCGGAUCGCAGCCUUACCAUCCCGUCGAUCACCACCUCGACGCAGCGCCAAGUCAAGCUCGACAUCUACGAUCCGGCUUCGCUCUCGGCCUCGACGCGCAGACCCGUGGUGCUCAAUUGGCACGGCAGCGGGUUUGUCGUCGACCGCUUCGGUGCGGAUGCGGACGUCAACCGGUGGAUGGUCGACGAGCUCCAGAAUGUCACUGUGGUCGAUGGCGACUAUGUCAAGGCGCCGGAGAACCGGUUCCCGGAGGGGCUGUAUGAUGCCGUGUCUGCGGUCAAGUGGGUGGUGGCUCAGCCGUGGUUCGACGGCAAUCUCGUCAUCAAGGGACACUCGGCGGGGGGCAACUUUGCGCUUUGUCUUGCCUCGCGCAGCAUCGCGCUGUCACUCGGGCUGACACCGGAGGAGUACAGCCACAUCAAGGCGUGCGUUGCGCUGUACCCGAGCACAGACUCGUCGAUCCCGCUCGACCAAAAGGCCACCAACGAGCAGGGCGUCCUUCCCGGUAUCCCCAUGUCUCCCCUCUCUGCUCAAGUGAUGCACUUCUUCUUUGGCGCCUACCUCGGCUGGGACCCGCAAACCCAGCUGACCAUGGGCAAAGACCCGCGCGUCAGCCCCUCCAAAGCUCCCCUCGACUCCUUUGCGCCCAGCUACAUCAUCGCCUGCGAACACGACCCGCUCGGCAAAGAGGCCCAAGACUUUGCCCAGCGCUUGAUCCAGCACGAUGCGAAACACGACUUCUACCUUGCUCAGGGUGUUGGACACAACUACGAGACGCGCAUCCCGGACGUCAGGGAUGCAAAGGUCUUGGACGUGCCUGGCGGGAAGGCCAAGGUGGAGAGCUUUGCAAAGAUGCUCGCUUUCAUUAGGAGACACGUGCCUUCGGUCCAGCAGUGA
Messenger RNA from Sporisorium graminicola, 1038 nucleotides. RefSeq lists its product as uncharacterized. Lineage: Eukaryota; Fungi; Basidiomycota; Ustilaginomycetes; Ustilaginales; Ustilaginaceae. The transcript has a single exon. The record is from RefSeq and is a predicted model, not a curated record. Gene Ontology annotation, molecular function: hydrolase activity. The coding region runs from base 1 to 1038 and encodes 345 amino acids.